CGACGCUCCAAGACGGCCCAAGAUGCCCCGCAGAACGCUUCCGUAGCCAUUUUGGCUCAAGCCGCUCCGCGCGAGAGCCGCCUCCGCACGGAGGCCCCCCCCUGGGGCGCGCGGGGCGGCCAGGGAGGCGAUGAGCACGGAGCCGCUGCUCGGGGCGGGCGCGCGGCAGGGGAGCGGCAUCGGAUGCCGCGCCGUCUAGCAUUCUGCGUUGGCGAGCUGGUGGGCAACUACCACUGCCGAGGAGUACUUGUCGUCGCCGGUCAGCCGGCGCUGGCUCUGGAAGUACUACGCCGUCAUUCCGAUAUUGGGCAUGUUGGCGGACGUUGCUUACUGCGACAUAUUUGGCCAGGACCUUUCAGAGACACUGGGUCCAUCUGACGCUACCGAUUUCGCUCUGGCGGUCUUGCUCGCGUACCUUCCGCUGAACACCCCGAGGUCGGAUGUAAUACUGAUCGCUUGCAUGAUCUCACAGUUCUGGGUGUCGUUUUUGAGCCCUGGCUUGGGCACGACGGGUGCGCAAUUUGUUUACGGUGGUCUCGUGGUCAAAGUUGUUUUGUGCUUCGCGUUGGGCAUCCACUCGCUCUGCGUAUUUUGUUUCGGCGCCUGCUCGUUAUUGAUGUACGAUUUCUAUUUAGAACUGCGUUUGGAAUACACAGGUAUGCUUUACACAAUGAUUUGCACAGUGUCGUUGAUCACAUCUGUGUUCACAGUGCUCGAAUGGGUUAUCGCAUCAUAUUUCAAUGAGUUAAGAGAGCGCCUUAGUUCUAUUCAGAAGUUGCUCGACAAGGAAACUGAUGGAUAUUGUGCAGUGAAUCGACAGACAGGUCGCAUCGCACAUAUGAGUAAGAGUUUGGAACACGUUCUGGGUGAAGGCCUCCUGGGAGCACAGGUCUUAGAGCUGAUAGACGAUCGGGACCGUGCGGAGGUAAAGCGCUUGUAUACAGGUGCCAACCCAGACGCGGCAGAACCAGCACUCGCAACGUUUGCGCGUCGGACGCCGAGCAAGAAACGUGGUAAGGUGGAGUUCGACGCAAAGUUAGUGCCCUACCGCUUCACUGCGUCCGAAGUCCGCAUCAGGUUCCAGGUUAUCGGCGAGCUGAGGAUGACCAGAGGCUUGAUGGAUGGGGCCGCAGACGCACGGGAUACUCGCCCGUCAGGCGCUGCAUCGGAGGAGGAACGACUCUUUGGACUGCAGGAGCAGAGCGCGGCCCUUGCCAGACCCUGACGGCAUGGCGAGCGCGGAGCCGAGAGACAGGGUCGAGCCCCCGAGGUUGCGGAUCUCCGAGCCUCACAUUUGUCCACAUGCUCGGCAGAGGCGUUCGACACCCUGCAGAUUGGCGUUUGCCUCUGGGCAUCCGAGCCUCCUCGUCUGCAAACAGCAGCUGCAGCAGGGAGCUGCUGCCUGGCCAGGGGGAAGCUCCUGCGCCGGUUCCCACCCACGGGCACGGCCGGGCGUCGAGAAGUGGAUCGUCGAUGCGGUCAGCCAGGCCACGGGAGACGAGACCUGCCCAGAGCCGAUCGAGAAUUCGGAGCUCAAUUUGCCGCCAGCGCCUGCGCUCAGAGUCACUGCGAAGAGGACGGUACCUUGUCGGUGCCGGCAGUUCUGUGCUUGAGCGGCGUGACGAUCUCGCAGAGGCUAAAUCGCGAAGCAAACGAGCGGCUUUUGUCUGCGAUCCCCGAAGAUGCUCUGACGGUGGCGAACAGCGACAGCGUGUCUCCUUGGGACAGCGUCUCGAAUAUCGCCACAGGAUUCGCAGAGCCCGAGGGCCAGCUAGACUCCCUAUCUCCUGAGGACGGCCCGGCGAUGUAAGUCGUGCGCUGCUUGUGGUGCGCUGCUUGUGGUGCGCUCUGGCCGUCUUUCCGCCACUCGUGGGCCGGGGCCCAGAGUACAAUCACGUUCGUUCCAACAUCGCCACCAAGUACGAGCUGCAGUCCAACUACUGGACCAGUGUCCCGAGAGUGACGUCCAAGAGCGGGUGGGUGACCAUCGGCCAGGGCGUUUCAUUGGCAAGCAGAGCCCGAAUGAUGAGAGCUGGUUGCGAGCUGGCGAUCACGAUCUUAUCGAGGCCCCCUGAUUAGCGACUUCGUCCUUUGGAUGGUUAGUCUUCGAAUGGAGGUGCUACUCCAGAGCUAGGGUGCACCUCUUCACCAUCUUCUUCGAUGUCAAACAUUGUCACAGGAAUUGCAGAGACGACGAAUCAGCCAGAGCGGUCUAAUUAGGCGCUUUCGGGCAAGGCCUGCGUUUUGCAAAUGCUGUGCAUGUCGUAUUGCAUAACAGUGUCGCUUCUUACCGAAGGGAUCUAUCUUGAACAUCGGACAGCGAGAAAAAAAAAUAUGCCCCGCAGAACGCUCCAGGACGGCCC
Molecule: messenger RNA, 2363 nt
Organism: Prorocentrum cordatum
Lineage: Eukaryota; Dinophyceae; Prorocentrales; Prorocentraceae
Source: the annotation of a GenBank genome assembly